Gordionus sp. m RMFG-2023 is the source of this 7413-nucleotide messenger RNA. RefSeq names its product myotubularin-related protein 13-like. Gene Ontology annotation, cellular component: cytoplasmic vesicle. NCBI's taxonomy places the organism in Eukaryota, Metazoa, Nematomorpha, Gordioida, Chordodea, Parachordodidae. The transcript has 44 exons. The coding region runs from base 33 to 7292 and encodes 2419 amino acids. The record is from RefSeq and is a predicted model, not a curated record. Gene Ontology annotation, biological process: regulation of Rab protein signal transduction.
UUCAACGUGCGGUUUUAAUUUGUCUUGUCCAUAUGUCUAGAUUGGUAGAUUAUUUUGUAGUGGUAGGAUACGACUUUGACAAAGAAAAAAAUGGUAUGGGACUCGGCAAAAUUAUUCAGAAAUUUCCGCAAAAAGACUGGGAAGACACUCCUUUUAACGAUGGAAUUGAAUUGUUUUGUCAACCCAGAGGUUGGAGCCUAACACCCCACGAAUUGGGCAAAAAGGAUGUUCCAACAUUUUUUGUAUCAGUUUUGACAGAUAUGGAUGCUGAAAAACACUAUUGUGCUUGCCUUACUUUCUUGGAACCUUAUAACCUCCCUAAAGAUGAUAAUAUGGAAGCACUUCAGAAUGGAUCACCGGAUCGAAGAUCCCCGUUGUCGCAUCAACACAAAAAUUUAUCCAUCUCCACUAUUGCCUUAAAUACUCAAUCCUCAUUGAAUCUCACUGGCCCAUCCUAUUUGGCUCCUAAAUGCUUAGUCAUCGUAUCCCGUUUGCCUUUUUUCGAUACUUUUAGAAAUUGCCUGGGAAUUUUAUAUAUGGUCCAUCUAGAAAAUCAUAGCUGCCAAAGAGAAAAUUAUCUAGAAUUCUUGGUUGCCAAAUUAUUAAAUACAAUCAAAAUACCUAAAACAGGUGGAAAUCAAAUAACCUUUUCAUUGACAAAAAAUGAUUUGCAAAUCAUUCAACCUGCAUUGUCUCCAUCAUUACCUAUAAGCCAUUGUGCCGUCGCUACCUUAUUUAAACAAUUAGGCAUCUAUAACUCCAUCCUGUUGGUAAACGCGUGCUUAACCGAUCAUAAAAUCCUUAUGCAUUCUAUAAGCUACCAGCGUUUAACCGAUGCCUGCAACGCAUUAAGCUGUCUUCUCUUUCCUUUAAAAUACAACAACGUUUAUAUACCGAUAUUACCCGCUACCUUAAUCGAAGUCCUUAGUACGCCUACUCCUUUCUUGAUUGGCGUUCACUCCUCACUUUUAAACGACUCUAACGAAAUGUUCGACAUAAUAAUUGGCGAUUUGGACGCUGGUAACGUUAUCAUCCCUGACAAUGUCACUAUAUCAUUCAUGCCCAAAUUUAUUUACCAUAAUGCUAUCACUUCACUAUCAUUGAUUAUGAAUCCAGGUUUAGAAUAUGCCGAUCAAGCUUUUCCAAAGGAAUACUCCUCCCCAUCUCCUCCAUCACUAUUAGAUAAAGAAAUAAGGGCUAUAUUCUUGAGACUUUUCGCUCAAUUAUUUUACGGCUAUAGGUCAUGUUUGAUGCUUAGUAGGAUCGUUCCUCAUCCAUUUAUAACUUUUAAUAAAUUCAAGUUUAUGAAAUUCCGGAAUUUCAUAGGAAAUGAAUUUAUCAAUAAGCUCUUCGAUAGUAUGGCAUUCAACUUUUUUAUCACAGAGAGAGGACUUCCUUAUAGAACGACUGAUAUUUUUGACCAAGUUCAUGGCAAUAUUUACAAAAAUGAAAAAUAUAUCGGGGACGAAAUCCGUUAUUUAGCUCUUCAGCUUUCACAAAAUGAAUGUCUUAAUGCAUCUGUAACUCAAAAAGUUCCUAAACCCGGCCGACUCUUAUCAGACAGUCUUUAUGACCGCAAGGCUUUCCCGGUUCUUAGCGAGAAUUGCGUGUCUGAUUUUAUGCGAGAAAAUGAAGAAGAAUCAUCAAAUCUUCCUAUCCCAUCUUUUCCUACGAUUCUGAUGCAAAAAGUUCCCUUUGGCCCCGAUUUUAAUGCAGAAUUAUCGAUUAAUUAUACUCCGGAUGGUAACAACAUUAACGUUAAAAGGUUGAUAACAUUUAGAGCGUGCGUGGAUGAUAUCUUCAAAGAUAAAUUGGUUCAAGCUAGAAAGACUUUUUUGUCCGCUCUUCGCAUGCUAGGGAGCGUUAACGUGAGAAUCGUUCUGUGUUCUCAGUUGGUAUAUCAUUCUAAGAACAACAGUCGGAGUAUAUUAACUUUCCAACAAUUCGAUAUGGUUGUCGAGCUUAUGAACACCGCUUUAAACUACGAAUCCAUUAAUGAUGAAAAUGACGUUGCAGCUGCUAUUUUACCUUUAUCAUCCAUAUUUUGUCGGAAAUUGUGCACUGGUAUUCUGCAAUUCGCGUAUACAUGUUUGCAAGACCAUUUAGUUUGGACAAAUUUACAAUUUUGGGAGUAUGCAUUUUACAAUGAUGUUCAGAAACAGUUGAAGAAUCACUAUUCUUCCCUAAAGAAUUUCGACACUGUUGAUAAGAAUGGAUCAGAUUGCAAAAUUGUUUUGGAUAUUGCAGCGCAACACAUUAAAUUUUCCGAACAGGAAAGUCUAGCCUUGGGAUCUGAGGCUACCGACACCGAGGAGUCCAUUAUAUUUAGUUUGGCAAUUCAUCAUGUAAAUCAAAUGGUAUACAUGCGUCUCCCUUUGUUACCUUCUAUCUCUCGCCGGGUUCCUUCCGAAAAUUUAAUAAGUUUGAUAGGCGAUCAAGAACAGCGGCAAAUCGAACAUGACGAGUGGCAUGAUGGUGGAUAUCUACUGGUCAACGAUAACAUUACCACGAUCACCACAAGCUCGCCCAGCUUAAUGACAGCUAGCAUGAACGGUAGUCAAAGCCUUGAUAUAGAAAGCGGAUUUGAAGAAGGAGGCGUUAUUUCAUACAAGAACAGCGUUAGUGAUCACCACGAUAGCGCGCUCGAGUUAAAACGUUUUAUUCUCCGUUUCGUAGAUAAGGUGUGUGGACCCGACUUGGCCGUCAAGAAGGAACACAUCAAUGCCUUAUAUCAAAUGAUACCGGGCUUAAUUACUAUGCACUUAGAAACACUGGAAACGGUUCAACGUCAAAUUCUUACUUUAAACCCUACAACCAAGGUAAAAAUAACCUACCCUUUUCUACUCCUCGGAGAGAAGAUUAUUAUUAAAGAUGGUUUGAGAUCCUAUCUGAUGCCUUCUAGCUUGCAUGAUUCCGACAUAUAUGGAUAUUUGCCGGCUCAAGGCGCUUUCUUCAUUACCAAUUAUCGCAUAAUUUUUAAAGGCAUUCCCUGUGACACAAUGGUAUGCGAGUCAAAUAUCAUCGUUAGCUUUCCUGUCUCAUCCCUAGUAAAAAUUAAAAAGUUAGACUUUAAUCAUUACAACAUCAUAAAUAACCCCAAUAAAUUUGUUCUCAACCACCGCAAGGAGUCAAAUAACCAAGUUAAUCUGGGAAAUCACGGUAAAAUGUUCUACCAAGAUAUACGAUACGUAUUGCAGUUAAAAUCUUGCUCCUUUCAAGUAAUGAACAUUGCCUUUGAGAACGACAUUUGCUCAUCUCAGGAAAACAUUAUAGAAUGGCUUUGCAAAAUUCUGAAUACUCUUAGAUAUCCCGAAAAUAGGUCAUCUACUUUCGCAUUUAGUUGUUUAAAUCACGAAAACUCUCCAAAUUCCCAAAGUUUACGUUUGAAUAACGAUAAAAGGGAAAUUAAUUUUCCUGUUGUCCAAUUGGAUCUCAAUGGAAUAGAUGAUUUUCCCAAGAAAAACAAGGCCCAUACAUUGAAAAAUUUGGCCAAAAAAACUACCAAUUUUAUAUCUUCUUCCAAAAAAACUCUACUCCAUACUAAACGCAACUCUAUCCACAAUCCUUCCUCUUUCCUAGCUUCUCAAUCUCACGGUAGCAAAACUUUGCCUCCCCCCCUUGUCACAGCCAGAAAUAAUUUCAUCUCAAAUGACAAAGAAAAUAAAGAUAAUAAUGAAUCUAGCGGGGAUUCCAACAAAACUUCCCCAACAACCUCUAUAAAUAGCGACGUGAAAACUGGUUUAUCACCGGUAGACUCUCUUUCGCAUAAAUUCGAUGCUUUUAAAACUGAAAUAAACCUACCUUACUUAAAUGACUGCGAAAGAUUGGGCCUUAUCAAGUCCAUCAAUCAGAAGAUAGCAAAUAAUAAUUAUUCUGAAACGGAUAAAAACUUGGACGCUAGUAACAGAAGCGAGGUUACCUGUAACAACCAGGAAAAUAAUUUUAAGGUAUUCGAGACGAAUAUCUCCUUUCAACUUUGUUCCACAUAUCCCGCUUAUUUAGUAAUGCCUUCAUCCUUAACAAACGAAGAUUUGUAUAAAAUUUCGAAAGGAUAUAAGCAUAAUCGUUUCCCUGUCGUUUCAUGGAAAAAUCAUCAAAAUAGAGCUUUAUUGCUGAGAUCUGGCAGUUUUAGUUCCAACAAUCUAAUCAAGUUCUUCAAAAGUCAUAGUCAUCUCCCAUUAAAUUCCAUACAAAGCGCUCUCCACUCCUCCAAUAAGGUGAUUCACAAUGAGCCAAAUUUCAUGUUUGGGGAUCAGAGGAAAUACAUUCGAGCCUUAUUAGAUUCUAUCAAUGCUUCUAAAUGUAGCAAAUAUAAUAAAAGUACAGAAUCAAAAUACGAUCAAAACUAUGCACCAUCCUUGGUUUAUAACAUGAGGGGAUCGUAUGUCAGCAUAAAUUCGAUGCAAAUGGGACAUACGAGACUAGACGAAAAGAAGAAGUAUAAACCAUUUUACAGGGCAUUAAACAAUCUUAAGGGCCGUUCCGAUAAAUCCAUCAAUAACACGUCCAUGAGCGCUAGUCAAUGUAACAACUUUUCUCCCGUUCUUACUCGUCGUACUUAUAAUAUGGAUAACAAUCACAGGCCGCACUUGAUUUAUAUAGUAGGGGAGAAAUUUCAAAUAAAAAAUCUUAAGCUGGAAUCUCAACUUCCCGCCAAUGAAUUUAAGUUCAUCCCAUUUCAAUACGAAGGUAUUAGGAAUGUUAAAGCUAGUUUUAAAAAAUUAAUGGAAGCUUGCUUGGCCAGCGAAUCAUUUCUCGACCAAAAUCAUCUAAACUCUAAUCAAGAACCGAAUAGCGAUUUUAAACUCGUCAACGAUAAAACUAUCUCUCGCUCCUACAAUAGCCUUCUCGCAAAUCCCAUCUUAAAUGAUGACGAUGCAUCUUUGUCAAAUUCUUCUAAAAUCAAAGGUUUAAAUUAUAUUGACGCGUACACAAAAAAAUUGUUAAUCAACAAUCUUCGACCAAUUAAAACACAAACAAUCAAUUCUUCCAAAUACAACUAUAUUAAGCCUGGUUCGCACAGAAAAUUUCUUUCAGGAAUCGAGGCUUCAGGGUGGUUCCGACAGCUCUACAAUAUUAUCAGGAUCUCUAACAUAAUAGUUGAAAUUUUGAAUGAUAUAGGAUCGUCUGUCAUUGUAGGUCUAGAAGAUGGCUCAGACAUUACCUCUCAAAUAGUAUCCGUAGUUCAAAUAAUGAUGGAUCCUUAUUACCGAACCUUUAACGGAUUUCAAGUCUUGGUCGAAAAAGAAUGGGGCGCAUUUGGUCAUAAAUUUGAUCGUAGGAAUGUCACUCAGUCUUCCAAUUCGCAAAACGAUGGAUAUGUUCCCAUAUUUUUACAAUUUUUGGACUUGAUUCAUCAAAUCAUGAAUAAAUACACCACCCAUUUCGAAUUCAACCAUUUUUAUCUCCGCUACCUGGCAUACCACAGUUCUUCAAAAAGGUAUAUUGAUUUCGUGUCCAAUUUCCAAAAAGAUAAGUUAGAUGUCUGGAGAGACUUUAAUUUCAAUCUCAGCUCCAAAGCAGCCAUUAUUAGUAAAACUAGUGCAGUCGAGGAAAAUAAUAAAACCAAAGGCGAUAUGGAAGAUGGGCUAUGCUUCCAUAUUUGGACAUCUGUUUCCAAAUUAAAUCGCUGUCAUCCUACCCUCUUUCGUAAUUUUUUAUACAACCGCUCGUCUUUUAGGCCAUCUAAAUACAGGGACGAAACCGUCGGCGAAUUGACACCAGGUUGUGACGAUAAAUUCAACUACGAAAUAUUGAGACCCGUUUUUUUAAGUCACGCGGAUUUAAAGGUUUGGUCUUUUUAUACGCACAAUAAUACCCUGGCCCAUGGAAGCCCUUAUGAUAGAGAACUUAUUUUCCAGGAACUCAACGAUUACGAAUACGAUACUAUUAAAGAUGACCCUAAUAAAGACCCUUAUCAAAGUUUUGUUCUCAAUUCUCUAUACCAAACCUCUGAAGAUUAUCUGCCGACCAUAUUCACUUAUUUAUUAAGGAAAAUAAGUCGUUUAGAGACCACUUGCAACCAACUGCGAUGUCAACUUUCAAAUAGAUCGAACGAUCUCAUCAAUUUUACCAGUCCCUUCAAUUAUUUUGAUAAGGAUUUAACCUGUUUCGUCGACUCCUUAUCCAUUGAUACUAAUGGUUAUGCUGCUAAAAGUACUUCCUCAAAAACUGGUUGGGAUCUCAUCAGAGCUCUGACACAAGGUAUACUUUAUCAGGACCUUAAGUACCCGUUAGGUGGCUUCAUUCAACCUUUCAUAGCCUACACUCAACAUAAUUUUUGCGAGGAAGAAAGUUCACUAUACAUUCAAACACACGUAUUUGUUAAGUGCAAAUUUAAUACACCUACAUAUUGCGAUUCUUGCUCAGAACUUUUGUGGGGAGUUAUUAAGACAGGUUUUCAAUGCAAAUAUUGCGCUUACAAAUGUCACGAAAAAUGUAAAAAUUCAAUUCUACUCAUUAAAACUCAUUGUCCACGCGUUUCCGAUAGUUCUUCUUUAUCUGCAAUAACCAAAUCUAUGCAAGAUAGAACUUUAGAAGGCAAUAUUAACAACACUCACGCUGAUUCACACCUUUCAGAGUCCUUUGAAAAUAAUACAUCUUAUGAAAAAUCGGAUGGCGAUAAACCGGAAACAAAAUUUGUCGAUUUGAAGGACAUUUUAAAGCACCUAGAAGACCACAAAAUAGAAGAAGAUACUGAUGAUAUAUUCUUGAGUAUUCACACAAAAUCCCCUUACACGGGGAGUUUAGUGGAUAAAAGCGAUACAUCCUCCAUAAACACCUCUGGUAUAAGCACUCUUAGCACCAGGGCUGGAAUUACGUGCAACGAGUCACACAAUAACAAUCCUCAUUUAUCGACCUUUAAAAAUUUUAAUAAUUACAAUAAUAAAUUAUCGGAGGAUUUUAAUGCGACAGAUGAUACAGGUCAUGUAAGUCAAGCGACUAUAUCCUUCACCACUUACCAGGGGUAUUUAUACAAGAAAUGUGGUUCAUUAGUCAAAGGUUGGAAACAACGCUGGUUUGUUUUAGACGCUGUUGCUUAUCAGUUGAGAUAUUACGAUAGUUAUCAAGACAGGUGCUGCAAGGGUAUCAUUUCAUUAAAAGAAAUUGUCUCGGUGUCUCCUUCCAAUUAUUCUCAAUGUAUAAAUACUCAUAGGGUUAUGGAUGAUAAUUGUGUUGGGAAUGCAAAAUCCUAUUUUGACCUCAAGACUACGAAAAGAUUGUACACAUUUUUGGCAUCUGAUGAAUAUUCAGCCAAAGAAUGGAUUCAACAAAUAUUAAAUUGUCUAUAAAAAAAAUUUAAAGCUAUAUAAGUUUUAAUUAGGUGCAUAUAUACUUUAUAAUGAAUACUUUUAUAAAUUUAAUAUAUUAACAUUUGUAAUAAUAUAGUGUGAAUUGUUUGUACUAUAGGCU